Messenger RNA from Maylandia zebra (zebra mbuna), 1814 nucleotides. The record is from RefSeq and is a predicted model, not a curated record. NCBI's taxonomy places the organism in Eukaryota, Metazoa, Chordata, Actinopteri, Cichliformes, Cichlidae.
GUGACACCCUCGUGGUUAAUCAGAGGGAAAUCUGAGUCAGUGUGGAUUUGGUUGUACAGCUCUCACACAUACAACCUGAACUGCACAUUCAUAGCGUCCCCAGGCACCUGAGACGUUUGGCAGAUGGUGAAACUGUUUAUCUUUGUGAGGAGAAAGAAGUGAAAGCAGGCCGAAACCUCAGCACAUGGAUGACAUCAACCAAAAACAUCCAGCACCAGAAAGUAAAGAUGAGCCAGCGGCGAUCCCUGUGGAAAAGACUUUUCCUGCUAUGAAGCAGCCCAGAAGACGCAAGCGCGCCAACGGGGAGGACAGAAGCUUGAGCUGUGAUCUGUGUGGAAAGUCUUUUACUCAGAUUGGUCACUUGAAAUCACAUCAGCUGAUCCACACCGGUGUGAAACCAUUCAGCUGUGAUCAAUGUGGGAAGACCUUUACUCAUAGAUGGAGCUUAAAAACACAUCAGGUCGUCCACACGAAAUUUAAAGCUUUCAGCUGUGAUCAGUGUGGAAAGUCUUUUACUCAGAUUGGUCACUUAAAAGCACAUCAGCUGAUCCACACCGGUGUGAAACCAUUCAGCUGUGAUCAGUGUGGAAAGACCUUUACUCAGAGAUGCAACUUAAAAUCACAUCAGCUCGUCCACACGAAAUUUAAAGCUUUCAACUGUGAUCUGUGUGGGAUGUCUUUUACUCACAGUAACAACAUAAAAAGACAUCAGCUGAUCCACACCGGUGUGAAACCAUUCAGCUGUGAUCAGUGUGGAAAGACCUUUACUCAGAUUUUUCACUUCAAAUCACAUCAGCUGAUCCACACCGGUGUGAAACCAUUCAGCUGUGAUCAGUGUGGAAAGACCUUUACUCGGAUUGGUAGCUUAAAAACACAUCAGCUCAUCCACAGUGGAGAUAAACCAUUCAGGUGUGAUCUGUGUGGAAAGUCUUUUACUCAGAUGGGCAAUUUAAAAACACAUCAGCUUAUCCACAGUGGAGAUAAACCUCUCAGCUGUGAUCAGUGUGGAAAGGCUUUUGCUUACGUUGGUAACUUAAAAAGACAUCAGCUCAUCCACAGUGGAGAGAAACCAUUCAGUUGUGAUCUGUGUGGAAAGUCUUUUACUCAGAUAGGCAAUUUAAAAGUACAUCAGCUCAUCCACAGUGGAGAUAAACCUCUCACCUGUGAUCAGUGUGGAAAGGCUUUUGCUUACGUUAGUAACUUAAAAAGACAUCAGCUCAUCCACAGUGGAGAUAAACCCUUCAGCUGUGAGCAGUGUGGAAAGUCUUUUACUCACUUUGCUGCCUUGAAAUCACAUCAGCUUAUCCACUCUGGUACUAAACAAUUUGUAUGUGGUGACUGUGGAAAGGCUUAUAUUGAGAUCGAAAGGUUAAAAGCACAUCAGCUCAUCCACUCUGGUGCUAAACAAUUUGUAUGUGGUCAGUGUGGAAAGGCUUUUACUCACAUGACUGGCUUAAAAUCACAUCAGCUCACCCACUCUGGAGUUACAUCAUUUAAAUGUGGUCAAUGUGGAAAGGCUUUUACUCACAUGACUGGCUUAAAAUCACAUCAGCUCACCCACUCUGGAGUUACAUCAUUUAAAUGUGGUCAAUGUGGAAAGGCUUUUACUCACAUGACUGGCUUAAAAUCACAUCAGCUCACUCACUCUGGAGUUAAAUCAUUUGUAUGUGGUCACUGUGGAAAGUCUUUCAUCCAUAAAACAAAUCUAUUGAGGCAUCAGAAAACCCACAAAGUGUCCUCCUCUGAGAAAAGUGGCAGACCAAUGGGACAUUACUAGGGCUGCCACAAAUGAUUAUUUUGAUAGUCGACUAGUC